GCAAAGAUGCCGGAGAUUAUCACUGAACCGACCCCGAUAAAUAUAGAACCAAUAGUUUCCGUUAAUAAUGAUUGUCCAGAGAGUGGAAAAUCUAACGGAGAAAUACCAAACCAAGUUUUGUGUGUAAUUAACUCUGGACGACUAAACUGUUUUAUUAAUGAUCCUAUUAUAAAUGAUACUAUUCCUGCACUACUGACACUUAUUAAAGCUAUUGUUGUUUUGUUAAAGCCUUCCGUUGUAUAA
Molecule: messenger RNA, 243 nt
Organism: Dentiscutata heterogama
Lineage: Eukaryota; Fungi; Glomeromycota; Glomeromycetes; Diversisporales; Gigasporaceae
Source: the annotation of a GenBank genome assembly